Polistes canadensis is the source of this 4758-nucleotide messenger RNA. RefSeq names its product multidrug resistance protein homolog 49-like (gene Mdr49). Gene Ontology annotation, molecular function: ATP hydrolysis activity; ABC-type transporter activity; ATP binding. Bases 357 to 4391 code for a protein of 1344 amino acids. Gene Ontology annotation, biological process: transmembrane transport. The record is from RefSeq and is a predicted model, not a curated record. Gene Ontology annotation, cellular component: membrane. NCBI's taxonomy places the organism in Eukaryota, Metazoa, Arthropoda, Insecta, Hymenoptera, Vespidae. The transcript has 15 exons.
AAAUAUAAAUCUAAGAAUUGUCGAAUCGUUGCGUGAAUCGGUUGACGACAACAUUUCGCGUGGAUAUAUUAUUGUUUUUAAAAGAAAAAUAUAUUUAAAAAACAAUUUCAAAUUGAAAAUUGGUGAACUUGAGAAAUAAUCAAAGUGAUUUGAAAAGUAAUUUGGGGAAAACAGGGGAUAGGAUAAAUAUCGUGUGUUCGCGUAAGUGUACGAAAGUGAAAUCGGUUGAAGUAGCUAGGGACACUUAUGAAGGGGUUUGACUUCGUACCGAAACUCAGCAUCGAUCAGAUUAAAUAUAUUUGGGACAUCGAUUGGAAACAGUAGCCGAGCCAAGAGUUGUUAACUGAGAAUGCGCAAUGACACAGCGAAUUUAUCAAUGGUCCACGAGCCCAAGGGAGGCACCGCAGACUAUCCAAAUGGAGCCCCCAAAAUCUCAUCGACCAGAAAAAAUCCUCUCGAGGUACACACAACGAGACACGGAGAAGGAUAAAACGGAAACUGAAUACAUGCUACAACAGAAUGGCGAACCAAUUGAAUUCGUGCCACCUCAGACGAAGGAGGAGGAAAAACCAGUUCAGCAGGGGCCAACAUUACCACCGGUGCCUUACUACAGACUCUUCCGAUUUGCUACUUUCAGCGAGUUGAUGUUGGUUCUCGGAGGCCUGAUCAUGGGAACAUUGACAGGUCUCUGUAUUCCGAUUUCUACAAUACAAUACGGUGAAUUCACAACCUUAUUGGUCGACCGUAAUAUGAAGAAUCAAACGAGUACUCCGACACUUAUAAUGGAUUGGUUCGGAGGUGGAAAAGUUUUAGGACCGAACGCAACCGAAGAGGAGAAAAUGGACGCUCUCUACGAUGAUUCGGUGGCAUUUGGUGUAUCAUGUGCCGCUUUAUCAACGGUUCAAUUCAUCUUUGCCAUUUUCACCGUCGAUUUAUUAAACAUAGCUGCAUUCAGACAAAUCGCAAGAGUACGAAAGAUGUUCUUACGUGCAGUACUUAGGCAAGACAUGAGUUGGUACGACACCAACACAUCUACCAAUUUUGCUAGCAGAAUUACCGAAGAUUUGGACAAAAUGAAGGAUGGAAUUGGGGAGAAGCUUGGUAUUUUUACGUAUCUGAUGGUUUCCUUUAUAUCAUCGAUCAUUAUAUCGUUCAUAUACGGUUGGAAAUUGACAUUAGUCGUACUUAGUUGUGCGCCUGUUAUCGUCGUAGCCACUGCUGUUGUAGCCAAGGUCCAAAGCUCCUUAACAGCCCUUGAAUUGGCUGCGUAUGGUCAAGCAGGAAGCGUUGCUGAAGAGGUCUUUGGUGCCAUCAGGACUGUCGUAGCCUUCAAUGGGGAGCAAAAGGAGGUUGACAGAUAUACCGAGAAACUUGUGCCAGCUGAAAAAACUGGCAUCAGGAGAGGAAUGUGGUCCGGUGUUGGAGGUGGUGUCAUGUGGUUUAUCAUUUAUCUCAGUUACGCAUUAGCUUUUUGGUAUGGCGUUCAAUUGAUUUUGGAGGAUCGUCCGAAAGAAUAUAAAGAAUAUACACCAGCCGUAUUGGUAAUAGUAUUUUUUGGUGUAUUGGCUGGUGCACAAAACAUGGGKUUAACUUCGCCGCAUUUAGAAGCUUUUGCAGUGGCUAGAGGAUCAGCUGCUGCUGUUUUUCAAGUACUCGAUCGUGUACCAACUAUCGAUAGUUUAAGCAAGGAAGGUCAGAAAUUAAAAUCGGUCAGCGGUGACAUCGAAUUUAAGGAUGUUCAUUUCCGUUAUCCCGCGAGAAAAGAUAUUCAAGUAUUGCAAGGUUUAAAUUUGAAAAUCAAACAUGGAGAAACUGUGGCGUUGGUUGGUGGUUCCGGAUGCGGUAAAUCUACCUGUUUGCAACUCAUUCAAAGACUCUACGAUCCGUUGCAAGGACAAGUCCAGUUAGAUGGGGUCGAUAUAUCGAAGUUAAAUGUUCAAUGGUUGCGUUCGCACAUCGGUCUUGUUGGACAGGAACCAGUACUUUUUGACACGACAAUACGAGAGAACAUCCGUUACGGAAAUGACAGCGUUACCGAGGAAGAAAUGAUCAAAGCAGCCAAGGAAGCCAACGCUCACGAUUUCAUCAGCAAACUGCCUGAGGGAUACGAUAGUCCUGUUGGAGAAAGAGGUUCCCAAUUAUCUGGUGGACAAAAACAAAGGAUUGCAAUAGCUCGUGCAUUGGUCAGACGACCAGCCAUACUUUUACUCGAUGAGGCUACUUCUGCAUUAGAUCUUCACAGUGAAGCAACUGUUCAGAGAGCACUUGAUGCUGCCUCAAAAGGCAGAACGACCGUUAUCGUGACUCACAGGCUCUCAACUAUCACUAACGCCAACAGGAUCGUCUUUAUUAAGGAUGGCAAAGUUGUUGAAGAGGGUACACACGAAGAGUUACUGGCACUUGGCAAACAUUAUCACGGAUUGGUUGCAGCUGAUGCUAGUGCCGCUGCCAAAGCCAAGGCUACGGCAUCCGCUGUGAAAACAGUUACGGCAGCAAAACCCAAACCCCAAAAGGCACCACUGAAGAGACAAUUUUCAACCCUUUCGAUGCACUCUCAUCGCUUAUCGUUAGCAGGUGGAUCCGAUGCUGGGUCUGAUGUCGGUCUGGAAGAACAUGAAAAACCCUACGAUGCACCGAUGAGUAGGAUACUUGGGUUGAACAAAACGGAAUGGCCCUACAAUUUAAUUGGAUGUUUAGCAGCUGGCACAGUAGGAGCAUCAUUUCCAGCAUUCGCAGUUUUAUUCGGUCAAGUUUAUUACGUAUUGGGUCUUCAGGAUGAAAACGAAGUCAGAGAACAAACAAUCAACUUUGCUAUAUUGUUCAUAAUAGUCGGUGUGGUAACUGGAAUAGGAACCUUCCUCCAAAUGUAUAUGUUCGGUUUAUCCGGAGUAAGGAUGACAACGAGGAUUAGAAAGAUGACGUUCGGUGCAAUGUUGCAUCAAGAGAUGGGUUGGUACGAUGACGAACAGAAUAGCGUUGGUGCACUUUGCGCAAGAUUGUCUUCGGAUGCUGGAGCCGUGCAAGGUGCUACCGGAAGUAGAAUAGGUGCUAUACUUCAAGCAUUGUCAACUUUAGUUCUUGGAAUUGGAUUGUCCAUGUAUUACACCUGGAAAAUGACAUUGGUAUCCGUGGUUUCGAUUCCACUCGUCUUGGGUGCUGUAUUCUUUGAAGCUAGAAUUAUGAGCGGACAGGGACUUCAAGAAAAGAAAAAAAUGGAAGCGGCUACCAGGAUUGCGAUAGAAGCAAUUUCGAAUAUCAGAACAGUUGCGAGUUUGGGCAAAGAAACGGCGUUCUUUGAUCGAUAUUGCAUCGAACUCGAUCACGUUGCUCAAGCUACUAGAACGAGAAAUCGAUUGAGAGGAUUGGUCUUUUCCUGCGGUCAGACUACGCCUUACUUUGGUUACGCUUUGAGUCUCUACUACGGUGGUUACUUGGUAGCUAGGGAAGGUCUUAGUUAUCAAGAUGUCAUCAAAGUGUCGGAAGCACUCAUCUUUGGUUCUUGGAUGCUGGGACAGGCAUUGGCAUUCGCUCCUAACUUCAACACCGCCAAAAUAUCCGCUGGUAGGAUCUUCAGAUUAUUGGAUAGGGUGCCUGAGAUCUCAUCUCCUCCUGGCUCUGAAGGGAAAGAUUUGGAUUGGAAGGCAGAUGGGCUGAUACAAUUUUCAAAAGUAGAAUUCCAGUAUCCAACGCGCUCGGAGAUGCAGAUACUUCGUGGUUUGAAUUUAAUAGUAAAGCCGGGUCAAAUGGUCGCUCUGGUUGGUCAAAGUGGCUGCGGAAAAUCAACCUGCAUUCAGUUACUCCAACGUUUGUACGAUCCAAUAUCUGGAACGGUUACCAUGGACCGUCGUGACAUCUCCUCGGUUUCAUUGGCUUCGCUAAGAUCCCAGCUUGGUGUUGUUGGUCAAGAACCUGUUCUAUUUGACAGAACCAUAGCAGAGAAUAUCGCCUACGGGGACAAUUACCGACGUGUACCCAUGGAUGAGAUCAUCGAGGCAGCCAAAAAAUCAAACAUUCAUAGCUUCGUCAGUUCCUUACCUCUGGGUUACGAUACGAGACUAGGAUCAAAGGGUACGCAGCUUUCGGGAGGUCAGAAACAGCGCAUAGCUAUCGCACGUGCUUUGGUAAGGAACCCACGGGUCUUGCUCUUAGACGAGGCAACCUCAGCCCUUGACACUCAAAGUGAAAAGGUGGUACAAGCAGCACUUGACAAAGCGAUGGAGGGUAGAACUUGUAUCACCAUAGCUCAUCGUCUUGCUACCGUAAGAAAUGCAGAUGUAAUAUGUGUCCUUGAAAAGGGCACCGUAGCAGAAAUGGGUACUCACGACGAUUUAAUCGCAGCAGAUGGCCUUUACGCUCACCUACACAAUUUACAAGAAGCUGCUAUGGAAUAGGAGUUGUUUUCUUUUUCAUUUCUUUUUUCUUUUUCUUUUUAUUUAGCAAAAGAUUUUUAAGAUUUUUUAUUUCCUUCCUUUUUUUCCUAUUUACUUUCCCAUCCUUUCAAAUUAAACACAACCCGUUCCUCGAACUUUCGUAUAUAGAAAUCAUUUGAAAAUAUACGAACAUUUUAAUUUCGAGAGUUUAGAUCGAUAAUCGAAGGAGUUCGACGCGAUUAAUUUUAUCGAUUCGCGAAAACAAAUUCUUUUUUUUAACUCGUCUCGUACAUUUUCAAACUUAAACAAACGAAUCCAAAUUUUAUUUUCAUUAUUUUCGAUGUUCAUCAUGUAAUAAUUACUUAAUUAGAUUAUUAUUUUUAUUAUU